AAUGGCAAUGUGGCAUAGGGUGGUGUGAUAAUCCAAAGGCUCUGCUUUGACAGCCUAGAAAUUUUCUGAUAAUUUGUAACAUAAAUCAAAAAGAAUCUGUAAAUAAGUAGAUAUAUUUAUACAAAUAUAGUCCAAUUAAAAAAGUUAAUCUCUGUUUCUCGAAUACUUAUCGUCCUACAAUGUGCCUGUUAUGGUAUUAUGUUUAAUCGUACAUCCGUUUAUUUUUAUUUAUAUGGUUUGUGUUUUCAACGCAUUACGACAAAAUAAGGCAAUAUAAUACCUGCACAUUAGAACCUGUCCUGUCACUACUGUGUCAUCCCCACAAAGAGAGAAAUUGGUCAGCAAUAAUAUCAAGAACAUGCAGCAAAACGGCUUGGAAAAUGGUCACGACAAAAGAGAAGUUAGAGUAUGGUGUGAUGGGUGCUAUGACAUGGUUCAUUUUGGUCAUGCAAAUUCACUGAGACAGGCAAAAGCACUAGGUGACAAACUUAUUGUUGGAGUACAUAACGAUGACGAAAUAAGAAAACAUAAAGGUCCUCCUGUAUUCACUGAAGAAGAACGGUACAAAAUGGUGAGGGGAAUCAAAUGGGUGGAUGAAGUUAUCGAAGGAGCUCCAUACGUCACCACACUGGAAACACUGGAUAAGUAUGAUUGUGAUUUUUGCGUGCAUGGGGAUGACAUAACAGUGACGGCUGACGGAGUGGACACCUACAAGAUUGUAAAGGAUGCAGGCAGAUACAAAGAAGUACAGAGGACGGCGGGCGUAUCGACGACGGAUCUGGUAGGACGAAUGUUGCUCUUGACAAAAAACCAUUUCAAACAAGGUCAGUAUGAAUACAGCGUUGCCAAAGAGCAUUCAACAACAAUGGGUCAAGAUUCUUCAGCUAGAUCCCCCUAUACCGGUUGCAGCCAGUUCUUGCCCACCACGCAGAAGAUCAUCCAGUUUUCGGACGGCAAGGCGCCCAAAGAGGGAGACAGGAUCGUGUACGUUGCCGGGGCUUUCGAUCUGUUCCACGUCGGCCAUCUGGAUUUCCUGGAAAAGGCCAAGGCGCAGGGGGACUAUGUAAUAGUUGGUUUACACACGGAUCCAGUUGUGAACAGGUACAAGGACUCAAAUUACCCCAUAAUGAACCUGCACGAGCGGGUACUGAGCGUGUUGGCUUGCAAAUACGUGUCUGAAGUAGUCAUCGGUGCCCCAUACAAAGUCACACAGGAUUUAAUAGAUCACUUCAAUAUCGACAUUGUUAUUCACGGCAACACGCCAGUAAUGAUGGACGUAGAUGGAACACAUCCAUACGAGAUUCCGAAAGCCCUGGGAAAAUUUAAAAAUGUCGAUUCAGGAAACGAAAUGACAACGGACAGAAUCGUGGAGCGGAUAAUAAGGAACCGGCAACAGUUCCAAGAGCGAAACAAACAAAAAGAGGAAAAGGAAGUGAAGUUGGUGAACGAGUUGAACGCGAACAGUUUGGAAGUCUAUUGAAGAAAUUGUACAAAUUGGAACAAGAUUUGUAAUUUUCAGGUAGAGUUUUACAGGAAAAUUUUAUAUUUUACACGAAGACCUUUGCUAAUUUUUUAAAAAAGGAGAAAUGACAAAAUUUUGUUUAUGCUAUCUUUAUACAAACGUUUUUUUUUACGUACUAUUUCUUGUUCGAUAUAUAUUUUAUUUAAAUCUUAUAUAUGUAUUGUGC
This is a messenger RNA of Sitophilus oryzae (rice weevil), 1688 nucleotides long. RefSeq names its product ethanolamine-phosphate cytidylyltransferase. Gene Ontology annotation, molecular function: ethanolamine-phosphate cytidylyltransferase activity. The transcript is spliced from 9 exons. Bases 359 to 1480 code for a protein of 373 amino acids. Gene Ontology annotation, cellular component: cytoplasm. NCBI's taxonomy places the organism in Eukaryota, Metazoa, Arthropoda, Insecta, Coleoptera, Curculionidae. The record is from RefSeq and is a predicted model, not a curated record. Gene Ontology annotation, biological process: phosphatidylethanolamine biosynthetic process.